AUGGUGGUGCUCUUGUUCCUCAGCUUUGCUGCCUGCACUGCUCUGCUCUCAGGAGAGAAAGUCCUGCAGACUCCCAGUGACAUGUUGAAGAACACGGGAGAGACGGCCACCAUCCAAUGUUCUCACAGCAUUACGGGCUACGACGUGAUCCUCUGGUACAAGAACGUGGACGUGCAGAUGCAGCCCCUGGGGUACAUGUCUUACAGCAACGCCCUCCCAGAGAAGGGUGUGGACGUGGAGAUAAAAGGGAGCGCCUCAGUGAAUGAACAGUGCCGACUGAUCGUCCCAAAGCUCAACCUGAACAGCAGUGCAUUUUAUUACUGUGCAGCUAGCUACCACGCUGCAGCAUUAAGCUGCCCUAUCAACUUUGCUGCCUGCACUGCUCUGCUCUCAGGAGAGAAAGUCCUGCAGACUCCCGGUGACAUCAUCGAGAAGACGGGAGAGACGGCCACCAUCCAAUGUAGUCAUAACGUGACGAGCUACGACGUGAUCCUCUGGUACAAGAACGUGGACGUGCAGAUGCAGCUCCUGGGGUACCUGUACAACAGACAAGCCUUCCCAGAGAAGGGUGUGGACGUGGAGAUAAAAGGGAGCGCCUCAGUGAAUGAACAGUGCCAACUGAUCGUCCCAAAGCUCAACCUGAACAGCAAAUCAAUACAAAGUCACGAAGAGCUUCUUUGGGUGGUCACAUUCAACAUGAAGCCUCAGUCUUCAGCUCUCAUCGUCUUCAUUACCCAUGUCCUCUGUACGGCAGGGGUCAAGCUGAGCCAACACACAAAGGUUUCCCAGACACCUCACACAGUGUUCGGGAGAGAGAACGACCAAGUCACGCUGAGCUUCAGCCAUGCGAUCCAGAACUACGACACCAUCCUGUGGUACCAACGCUCCACCGAGACUACCAACCUGAAGUUGAUCGCCUCUGUGAACUACAAAGCAGCCUCGGUGGAGGUGCCUCUCGGAGGCCACUUCAACGUGAGCGGCGAUGAACCUGACCGAGUUCCGCAGCCACCGAAGGUGACCUUGCUGAAACCUUCGCCACAGGAGUGCAGCCAGCAGAAGAAGAAGAAGAAGAAGACUUUAGUGUGCGUGGCCACGGGCUUCUACCCGGACCACGUCAGCGUGGUGUGGCAGGUCAACCAGGUGCAGGAGGACACAGGUGUGGCCACGGACUUGCGGGCCCUGCGAAGCGGGGACUACUACAGCAUCAGCAGCAGGCUGAGGGUCCCGAGCAGCCAGUGGUUCAACUCCCACACCACCUUCAAGUGCGUGGUCAACUUCUUCAACGGGAAAGAAAGUGUGGGGUAUGAGGCGGAGAUGAAAGGAGAAAAAGGCUGGGACCAGGAAGACGCCAUGACGCGAGACAACUUCCUGAAGAUCUGGCAGAGCGCCAAACUCUCCUACAGCGUCCUCAUCGCCAAGAGCUGCGUCUACGCCGCCUUCCUCUUCUUCCUGCUCCGCAAGCUUCCCCUUGGUCUCCUCGGGGAAAAGUGACUAACUCUCAUUGUUGUGUUGUUGAUUGUGUCCUUCAUUGCUUGUCCUGCCUCUUCCUGAGUGCUUUUCACAAUAAAAGUACGAC
Entelurus aequoreus (snake pipefish) is the source of this 1576-nucleotide messenger RNA. RefSeq lists its product as uncharacterized. Gene Ontology annotation, biological process: cell surface receptor signaling pathway. Gene Ontology annotation, cellular component: plasma membrane. Lineage: Eukaryota; Metazoa; Chordata; Actinopteri; Syngnathiformes; Syngnathidae. The record is from RefSeq and is a predicted model, not a curated record. Bases 1 to 1491 code for a protein of 496 amino acids. The transcript has 10 exons.